Messenger RNA from Lactuca virosa, 780 nucleotides. The record is from the annotation of a GenBank genome assembly. Lineage: Eukaryota; Viridiplantae; Streptophyta; Magnoliopsida; Asterales; Asteraceae.
UUCCCUUCCUCUUCCCCCCAAUCAUAACCACUCUCUCUCCACCUGUAUUUCCCCCCUCACUAAAAUAAGCUUCAUCACACGCUCCAUCAACCCCCAAAACUUCCCACACUUCUUCAUCUCUAGGGUUUUCAUGCAUUACAACCAACACAUAGUAUUUCCUUUGAAAUUUAUGUGAAGAAAUCAUCAGAAAUGGGCUGUUUUCAGUCCAAAACUGCCAAUGUUCAAUCUCCUGACCAAGUUCCUGAAUCCAAACCAGAUCCAGGUGACGGGGAGCAAGGAUUAGGUCAACAGGAUCAAGAGCAAGUCGUUCCUGCAUUCAAGGAGUUCGAACUUACGGAGCUUCGAGCUGCUACGAAUGGGUUCAGCAGUGAGCUUAUAGUUUCCGAAAGUGGUGAGAAAGCUCCCAAUGUGGUUUAUAGAGGAAAGCUUCGUAGCAAUAAAGUCGUUGCCAUUAAGCGCUUCUCCAAGCUCUCUUGGCCAGACCCCCAACAAUUUGUGGCAGAAGCUGCUGGAGUUGGCAAGGUUAGGCAUAAUAGAUUGGUGAAUCUAAUUGGGUGUUGUGCUGAGGGCGAUGAGCGUCUUUUAGUGGCUGAAUACAUGCCUAAUGAUACUCUCUCAAAACAUCUAUUUCACUGGGAUAAGCAGCCUUUGCCAUGGGAAAUGCGUGUUAGAGUUGCCUACCAUAUUGCACAAGCACUUGAGCAUUGCAAUGCGGAAAAUCGGAAAAUUUAUCAUGAUCUGAAUGCUUAUCGGGUGAUUUUCGAUGAGGUACAUUUUUAA